GGCGGGGCGAUGGAUAAACUGACCAUCAUCUCAGGAUGUCUCUUUCUGGCUGCCUAUAUCUUCGCCAUCGCCAGCAUCGCCAACCCGGACUGGAUCAACACCGGGGAGUCGGCGGGAGCUCUCACCGUGGGCCUAGUGCGACAGUGUCAAACAAUCCAUGGACGAGACCGGACCUGCAUCCCUCCCCGGCUUCCCCUAGAGUGGGUCACCACCCUGUUUUUUAUCAUCAUGGGAAUCAUUUCCUUGACUGUUACAUGUGGUUUGCUGGUGGCUUCCCACUGGCGAAGAGAAGCUACAAAAUACGCUCGAUGGAUAGCUUUCACUGGAAGUAAGUAGUCUGCUAAGUUGUAGAAGGCACGCGUGUUUACGAAGAUUACCAAGAUCAGUCCUAAGGACUCGAUAAAUCUUCCCGGAGCAUCUCUCACAUGGCAUGAGAUAGACUGCACAGUCCCAUCAGCUCUUCAGUGUUCUCACUGCAGGACCAGGACGCCCUCAGCCAUUACUGCUUUGUGUGAAUGCUCUUUUAUGAGGCUUUUUUUUUUUUUAACUGUCUGUAACAUAAGUGUUUCAGGUUUGUGAUUCAGAGGUGCCACUAGUCUAAGUGCUUUCCACUUCUUGAAAGUACUGGUAUCCUCUGUCAAAAUAAAGAAAAAUCUAGGCAAACAUAUAACAUAGAUGAAGGCAAUAAUUUGCUUUCUAAUAGUGUUGAUUUUUGUUUCUGCUGGGUUGAAUGACCAUUGAAAACCAAUACAUUUAGUUUUUCCAGUAAUUGUUUAUCAAAGUUUCUUACUCUACUAAGCUGGUCUUGGUGGUGUCAUAAAUUUAUAUAUUACAUAUAAUAUUCACUUGUAAUUUGCAAAAAUGUUUUAAUUUCUGAACACUUCAGAAGCUUAUCCCAAGCUUG
Molecule: messenger RNA, 904 nt
Organism: Acomys russatus (golden spiny mouse)
Lineage: Eukaryota; Metazoa; Chordata; Mammalia; Rodentia; Muridae
Exons: 1
Coding region: 10-336 (108 amino acids)
Biological process (GO): negative regulation of smoothened signaling pathway
Cellular component (GO): ciliary membrane; Golgi apparatus
Source: RefSeq, a predicted model, not a curated record